Lathyrus oleraceus (garden pea) is the source of this 1992-nucleotide messenger RNA. RefSeq lists its product as uncharacterized. The transcript has 4 exons. The record is from RefSeq and is a predicted model, not a curated record. The coding region runs from base 1 to 1992 and encodes 663 amino acids. Lineage: Eukaryota; Viridiplantae; Streptophyta; Magnoliopsida; Fabales; Fabaceae. Gene Ontology annotation, molecular function: nucleic acid binding.
AUGUCGCUCGAUGAGAUGGAGAAGACAACUUUCAUCACACCUUGGGGAACAUACUACUACAAAGUAAUGUCGUUUGGCUUGAAGAAUGAAGGGGAAACAUAUCAACCCGCCAUGGUAACCCUCUUUCACGGUAUGAUUCAUAAAGAGAUUGAGGUUUACAUGGACGAUGUGAUUUCAAAAUCCAUGACUGAAGAUGAUCAAUUAGAACACCUGAGGAAAUUGUUUGCCAAGCUCUGGAAGUUCAAGUUGCGUUUCAAUCCAGCAAAGUCUACCUAUGAACCAAUCUUCAAAUUAUUGAGGAAGAAUCAAUUGAUUGUGUGGGAUAAUGAUUGUCAAGUGGCAUUUGACAAAAUAAAGAAGUAUAUGCAAGAACCACCAAUCCUCAUACCACAUGUUCAUGGUAGCCCUCGUAUUAUGUACCUCAUGGUACUCGAUGAAUCUAUGGGUUACGUUUUGGGUCAGCAUGAUGACACAAGCAAGAAAGAACAUGCAAUAUAUUAUCUCAGCAAGAAAUUCAAUGAAUGUAAGACCAGAUACUCACUUUUAGAGAAGACUUGUUGUGCUUUGGCUUGGGCUGCUCAACGCCUGAGACAAUACAUGGUUUGCCAUACUACUUUAUUGAUAUCUAAAAUGGAUUCGAUAAAGUAUAUAUUUGAAAAGCCUACUGUCCCUGGUAGAAUUGCUAUGUGGCAAAUGUUGUUGACCGAAUAUGAUAUCCAAUAUGUGACUCAAAAAGCGAUAAAGGGGGGUAUUUUAUUUGACUACCUUGCUCAUUUACCUGUGGAGGGUUAUCAAUCGUUGAGGUUUCACUUUCCAGAUGAAGACAUCAUGUUUAUCAGAGAUUACGCUAUUCCAGGCCUCGAACCAGGAUCGCGAUUGACGCUCGUGUUCGACGGCGCUUCCAAUGCUCGUGGUCAUGGAAUAGGCGCAGUUAUCACUUCUCCAAUUGGCUUCCACCUUCCAUUUACCACUAGAUUAUACUUUGCUUGCACCAACAAUAUGGAAAAAUAUGAGGCAUGUAUUUAUGGUAUUGAGGCAGCCAUUGACUUAAGGAUUAAAAUUCUUGAGGUCAAAUGGAAGAAUGAAGCAUCAUCUAUCCAUAUUGACCACCUGGAUGAACCAGCACAUUGUCUAGCAAUCGAGGUAGAUCCUGAUGAUAAGCCUGGGUUAUAUGACAUUAAGACAUUUCUAGAGAAACAACAAUAUCUCGAGGGUGUAUCUAUUACCGAUAAGAAAGCUUUAAGAAGACUUUCCUCCAAGUUUUUCUUAAACGGUUAUGUGUUAUACAAGAGGAAUUAUGAUUUUGUGCUACUCAGAUGCGUGGAUAGACACGGAGCAAGCAUGGUCAUAAAAUCCAUAUAUGAAGGCUACGUGGGUGUACAUGCAAAAGGUCCUGCUAUGGCCAAUAAUAUUCUCCGGGAUGGGUAUUACUGGACAACAAUAGAGAUUUACUAUUACAACUUUGUUAAAAGAUGCCACAAGUGUCAAAUAUAUCGUGACAAGAUCAUUGUGCCACCAACUCCGUUGAAUGUUUUCACGACCUCGACUCGUACAUCCACUGGGAUAAAUCUGUACUCAUUAGUGUAUGGGAUGGAGGUUAUUUUACCAAUCGAAGUUGAGAUUCCUUCACUCAGGGUUAUUAUGGAGGCUAAACUUGAUGAAGCUAAAUGGGUUCAAUCUCGGUAUAAUCAACUGAAUUUGAUUGAAGAGAAACAUUUGACGUCUAUAUGCCAUGGUCAGUUGUACCAAAGACGCCUCAAACAGGCUUUUGAUACGAAAGUUCUUCCUCGUGAGUACUGCGCAGGAGAACUCAUGCUCAAGAGAUACUCUACUAUUCACUCAGAUCCUCGAGGCAAAUGGACUCCCAAAUACGAAGAACCUUUUGUCAUUGAGAAGGCCUUCUCAGUUGGACCUCUAAUCCUCACCACAAUGGAUGGGGAAGAUUUUCCGUCGCCAGUGAAUGCUGACAUAGUCAAAAAAUAUUAUUCCUAA